UAUUUUGCGCUUUAAUAUCCGAUUCUUGAUUAAAUAGUUAUUUUACAAAAAGUUGUCGGAUCAUUAGCAAUAUAAUAUGUGUUAUUACUACGCCAAAUAAUUGAAUAUUUGGCAUUUUUUCUUCAUUUUAAGAACUUAAUUUAUGACAAGAAAUAUAUUAGGCUGAUAAGAUCACAUUAUGGAGCGAAAUUAAGGGUUUCUUCAAGGUGCAUUUAUUGUUGUGAAAUUCAAGAGGAUAGGAUUCUUUGAGGCAAAUAUAGCAUUUGAUGGGGAAUAAUUGCGUCGGUCCCAAUGUGGGUAAGAAUGGCUUCUUGCAGUCUGUCACCGCUGCAGUCUGGAACACCCGGGAGCCGGAAACCCUCCCGGCACCCAAUCAGCAGCAAGAAGGAAAUAGUAGUAACGAGAAGAAUUUAGAGGGUGAAGGUUCUGGUUCUACCACCGCGCCUAUACAGCCAAUAAUUGCCGGUGAGCAGGCCAAACCAGGAGAUCCCCAAAAGGAGGCAGGGCAAGGCACCAAGCCAAAUCACUUAAAGAGAGUAUCAAGUGUAGGCCUACAAGUUGAAUCAGUUUUACAGCGAAAAACAGGGAAUUUGAAGGAGAUAUAUUCAUUGGGAAAGAAGUUAGGACAAGGGCAAUUUGGGACAACAUUAUUAUGUGUGGAGAAAGAAACUGGUAAAGAAUUUGCGUGCAAAUCAAUUGCUAAGAGGAAAUUGAUUAGCGAGGAAGAUGUGGAGGAUGUAAGAAGAGAGAUUCAGAUAAUGCACCACUUAGCAGGGCACCCGAAUGUUAUAUCCAUUGUGGGAGCUUACGAAGAUGCAGUUGCAGUUCAUGUCAUAAUGGAACUCUGUGCGGGUGGGGAGCUUUUUGAUAGGAUCAUACAGAGGGGACAUUACACGGAAAGGAAGGCUGCUGAGCUUGCUCGGAUAAUAGUUGGUGUUGUAGAGGCAUGUCAUUCCUUAGGGGUUAUGCAUAGGGAUUUGAAGCCAGAGAAUUUCCUUUUUGUUAACGAACAAGAGGAGUCACCACUUAAAACCAUUGACUUUGGCCUCUCAAUGUUCUUCAAGCCAGUUGAGACAUUCAGCGACGUGGUUGGAAGCCCUUAUUAUGUAGCUCCAGAGGUAUUGAAGAAGCACUAUGGUCAAGAGUGUGAUGUUUGGAGUGCUGGAAUCAUUAUAUACAUUUUGCUAAGUGGAGUGCCUCCAUUUUGGGAUGAAACGGAACAAGGGAUAUUUGAACAGGUUUUGAAAGGAGAACUUGAUUUUGUAUCUGAGCCUUGGCCUAGUAUAUCCGAUAGUGCAAAAGAUCUUGUCAGAAGAAUGCUUGUUCGAGAUCCUAAAAAGCGGCUGACUGCACAUCAAGUUCUGUGCCACCCAUGGGUCCAAGUUGAUGGUGUUGCUCCAGAUAAGCCUCUUGAUUCUGCUGUGCUAACUCGUCUGAAGCAGUUUUCCGCCAUGAAUAGGCUCAAAAAGAUAGCUGUUAGAAUUAUUGCCGAAUGUCUUUCCGAGGAGGAAAUUGCAGGACUUAAAGAAAUGUUUAAAAUGAUAGAUGUGGAUAAUAGUGGACAAAUCACCCUGGAAGAACUAAAAAAUGGUCUGGAAAGAGUGGGCUCCAAUCUCAAGGAUUCAGAAAUAAUCGAUUUGAUGCAAGCGGCUGAUGUUGAUAAUAGUGGAACCAUAGAUUACAAGGAGUUUGUAGCAGCAAUGCUCCACCUAAAUAAAGUUCAAAAAGAGGAUCACAUGUUCGCAGCUUUUUCAUAUUUCGACCAAGAUGGGAGUGGAUACAUCACCCAUGAUGAGCUCCAACAGGCUUGCGAGAAACUUGGUAUUGGAGAUGUUCAACUAGAAGAAAUCAUUCAUGAAGUUGAUCAAGAUAACGAUGGUCGAAUUGAUUACAGUGAGUUCGUGACCAUGAUGCAAGAUACUGGUUUGGGAAUAAAGGGAUUGCAAAAAAUCUAAAGCACGGGGGUCUAAGAAACACUCUUAUCACGUUUGCUACUACGCAUCACUAGAAAAAGAAAAUUAGAGUGCUUUUUAUUGUAAAGAUUAGCCAUGAUCUAGAAAUGGACCUCCGCUCUCUUUUAGUGCAUUCAUUUUGUAUCUUUUGUUUGGUUAUGGACAGCCUGCCCCAUAAACCUAUUGCUCAAUUUAUGCGUUGUAUCAUUUUGCUCAUCAAGGGAGUGCAUUGAAUUAGGACUUUUAUAGGCCUUUUUAAGUGACAAAUUUUGUAGAAUUUAUGAAUUUGUAUAGAUAUGUAUGGAAUUAAUGUAAGUUUUUCAUAGACUUCUAUACACUUUUAUUUUAAAA
Olea europaea var. sylvestris is the source of this 2303-nucleotide messenger RNA. Its product is annotated as calcium-dependent protein kinase 20-like. The coding region runs from base 267 to 1955 and encodes 562 amino acids. Gene Ontology annotation, molecular function: calcium-dependent protein serine/threonine kinase activity; calcium ion binding; calmodulin binding. The record is from RefSeq and is a predicted model, not a curated record. The transcript is spliced from 7 exons. Lineage: Eukaryota; Viridiplantae; Streptophyta; Magnoliopsida; Lamiales; Oleaceae. Gene Ontology annotation, biological process: peptidyl-serine phosphorylation; intracellular signal transduction; protein autophosphorylation. Gene Ontology annotation, cellular component: cytoplasm; nucleus.